Messenger RNA from Rubroshorea leprosula, 1273 nucleotides. The record is from the annotation of a GenBank genome assembly. Lineage: Eukaryota; Viridiplantae; Streptophyta; Magnoliopsida; Malvales; Dipterocarpaceae.
ACCUCCUUUGAGCUCCAUUCUAUCUCGAGAGUCUCUUUCAAAGUAUUCCAAAGUUUCCAAGUUUUAGUCUCCUCUUUCUUUAAGAAUCCCUCAAUUUCUCCUCCAUUCCCGGAUUCUUUUCUUUAACAAUCUUUUCUUCCUUUCCUUGUGAUUCCUUCUCUCUUAAUUAUUGUUGUAUACUCUAGUUUCUAUUUUUGGAUGAUUUCUUUCGUUCCAUAAGACUUGGAGGUCCAAUUUAAUUUGGUCUGAAGAAGGAGGAGAUGGGUACUUUGAGUACUGUUGCUCCUGUCCUCUCUUCAAACCCAAAAUCCUCUGUUUUUGUCUCCGGAAGAAGAUCCAAGAAGAAGAAUCAAGCUCUUGUUCCUGUGGCAAGAUUGUUUGGACCGUCGAUUUUUGAGGCAUCAAAGCUAAAAGUACUGUUUUUGGGAGUGGAUGAGAAGAAGCAUCCAGGGUACCUUCCAAGGACUUAUACUCUAACACAUAGUGAUGUAACCUCCAAGCUUACUCUGGCAAUCUCACAGACCAUAAAUAAUUCUCAGUUGCAGGGAUGGUACAACAAAUUAUACAGAGAUGAAGUGGUGGCAGAGUGGAAGAAAGUUAAGGAAAAUAUGUCUCUACAUGUCCACUGUCACAUAAGUGGAGGCCAUUUUCUCCUAGACUGGUGUGCUAGGCUCAGAUAUUUCAUCUUCUGCAAAGAACUGCCUGUGGUGUUGAAAGCCUUUGUUCAUGGAGAUGGCAAUCUGUUCAAAAACUACCCAGAAUUACAGGAAGCUCUGGUUUGGGUUUAUUUCCAUUCGAACAUUCCAGAAUUCAACAGGGUAGAGUGCUGGGGUCCCCUCAAAGAUGCUGGAGCUCCUGGUGGGGCCCCAAAAGAGGAAAAGCAAAAGCAAGAGCAACCUCCCCCAUUAAGCAACUGGGAACUGCCCCAGCCAUGCCAAGAGGACUGUAGCUGUUGCUUCCCACCAAUAAGCUUGAUCCAAUGGUCACAAAAGGUUGCCCAGCAAAGUGAAAAUCAUAGGCCCCACCAUGGGUUGCAGUUCACCAACCUUGAGACCAUCGAAUGACUAUUGAUUCAUCUAUUUGCUAAAUUACGAAAGUGGUGUUGUGAUACUCUCUUAUUUAGUGAUUUAUUUAUCAUAAACGAUGUACAUUUAGGUCAAUUCAUCAGACCACCCAACUUGUACAGAUCGUAUUGGGGUGGGGGUGGGUGGGGUUUGGAGCACUUGCCUGAAAAUCUCUGUUACAUGAAGUGUCUCUGAUUAUUGUCAUGAAA